AUGCGGCCCAUUCUUUUAGCUAUAUUCGUGGCUGUAGCCGUUGCCGACCUUGUCGACCUCUCCAACGAGAAGCCGGAGGAGGCCAAGAACGAGCCGCCAGUGAAGCCGAAAGGCCUGGGGCCGGUUGGACAGUUUGAUGAGGAGCACCUGCCCGUCGAGGAGCCCAAGGAUGACUUGGAGGAGCGCAAGCUUCGCUCUAGCCCGACUGGUAGCCGCCUGCCGGGAGGUGACGAUCUGCCGAUGGCCGGUCCCGACGGUGAGGAGAUCCAUGUGCGGAACUUUGCCGAUCGCAUCGAGAGCGGGACAGAUAUGGAUUUCUGGAUGCGGAUCACGUGUAGCGUUUGCGAGCGUACCAUCAAAGAGGCCCGGCAACACUUCCCGAAUUCCCACUCCGUCUCCUAUUCCGAAAACCGUAAAUGGCUCUGGGACAAAUGCAUGAACUAUGGCGCGUUCUGGGAGAAGGAGCAUGAGGGCAAGAAGAAGCAGGAGCAAUUCGUCUGCGAGCAAAUUUUCAAGCACCGCUACAGCGACUUCGACAGGGCCCUCGACCUCGCCAAGCAGGGCCGACACAACGAGAUUUGCAAGAUGGCCAAGUGCAUCGAUUUGAAAUUG
Messenger RNA from Mesorhabditis spiculigera, 612 nucleotides. NCBI's taxonomy places the organism in Eukaryota, Metazoa, Nematoda, Chromadorea, Rhabditida, Rhabditidae. The record is from the annotation of a GenBank genome assembly.